Messenger RNA from Aplosporella prunicola CBS 121167, 1046 nucleotides. RefSeq lists its product as uncharacterized. The record is from RefSeq and is a predicted model, not a curated record. The coding region runs from base 12 to 776 and encodes 254 amino acids. The transcript has a single exon. NCBI's taxonomy places the organism in Eukaryota, Fungi, Ascomycota, Dothideomycetes, Botryosphaeriales, Aplosporellaceae.
CGAACGCAACCAUGUCCGGUAGCAGGUACUAUGGCGGAGGCGACUCCAACUACGGCGGCGACAGCUACAACAGAUACGAGUCCCCCCGCGACUACGACGACUUCGAUGACGACAGGUACCCCCGCGGAAGCACGCGCCCCGUCCGCGAGUGCGACGGCCUCUUCCCCCCCUGCCACGACUGCCCCCGCGUCGCAGCGGCCCGCGAGCGUGCGCGCGCGCUGCAGCUGCAGCAGCAGGAGCGCGACGUGUCGCCUGUGCGGAUGAGCCAGCCCCCCGUCGAGCAGCGCUACUACGCGCAGCAGCGCUACCUCGACGAGCGCGGCGUGCAGCACACGCUGCAGAUGCAGUACACGCGGUCUGGGCCCGGCACUGGCACUGGCACCGGCACUGCCGAGCAGCGCGGGCGGUACGCCGAGACUUCGCGGGAGCGCGAGAGCGUGCGCUACCCCGCCGAGCCGUCGCGCACCAGCAACCUCCUCAUGCCCCGCGACGCCUCUCCACCCUACACCUCCGCGCGCUCCUCCUCCUCCGGAGGCGUCUCGGCGCGCCCCUCCUCCCUCUGGGAGCCCGCCCCCUCCGCCCGUACUGCACCCCCGAGUCGGUUCCUGCUUGAAGCGCCGCAGCCGCCGGACACGCAGCGCCUAGCGCAGGACGCGGGCGGCUGGGCGGCGGGGGAAAGGGUGCCGCAGUUUGCGCGCCGCAGCCGUGAUUACGGUUCAAGGGGUGCUGGGGAUAUGGAGGAUUUGUACUGCGGAGGGUCGAGGCGGUUCUUUUAGCUGAGGGGUGUGUGCGGCUGUUCUUCGCCGGCUGCUGAGUGCUGACUGACGGAGCUGUUGAGAGCUUGGUGCGGUAGGUAAGUAUGUGUGCUUUUGAGGGGUCUGGUGUCCUUUCUUUCUUCCCCUCCUUCUUUCCUUUGGGUUCUUUCUUUCCUUUACUAAAUUCCUUAUACGGUGAAUGAGCGAGAGGAGAAGACAAAACGCAAACACAAAACACAAAAGAACGUCAAAAUCUAGCCAACGAAAAUGCGGAGGCAAAAAAUAGGGAGA